Penicillium longicatenatum is the source of this 1014-nucleotide messenger RNA. RefSeq names its product cytochrome P450. Bases 1 to 1014 code for a protein of 337 amino acids. The transcript is spliced from 3 exons. Lineage: Eukaryota; Fungi; Ascomycota; Eurotiomycetes; Eurotiales; Aspergillaceae. Gene Ontology annotation, molecular function: monooxygenase activity; oxidoreductase activity, acting on paired donors, with incorporation or reduction of molecular oxygen; heme binding. The record is from RefSeq and is a predicted model, not a curated record.
AUGACAGCCUAUUGUUUCUCUAAUGAGCCAAAUGCUGUUUUGAGCCCUGAUUUUUGUCGAAAGGAACAUGAUGACCUAGAUGCUUUCGUGGAGGUCAGCCUGCUUAAUAGCCAUAUUCCAUGGAUCAUGCGCUCAAUUUACUCCCUUCCGAUGGAUAGCACCGGCCAUGGCCAGUAUUUUGGAUCUUCGACAGGUAUCGAUUCUGAGGUCUACCUUAGCCGUAUGCUAACCAAAAUUCAGGAUAUAUCACGCCAGGUUGAAGCCAUUCGAAGUGGAGAAGACGAGUCACACAAAAAGUCUAAUCAUCGAACUAUUUUCCAUGAUCUGCUAAACAGCGGCCUACCACCAAAAGAGUUAGAGAAGGACCGUCUACGAGACGAGGCGCUCGGCACAGUGACAGCAGGGUCAGACACGACAGCAUACGUCCUACGAGGAGCAGCUUAUCACGUUUCCGCAAACCCGUCUGUGAACCAAAAACUAUACACAGAGUUGAAGAAGGCAAUCCCCGAUCCGUCUCAACAAAGUUUCCCAUCCCUUGCAGAGCUUGAAAAGCUUCCGUAUCUCUCUGCGGUGGUUCAAGAAAGCCUUCGACUUUGUAAUCCCAUUACACAUCGACUAUCGCGAGUGUUUCCAGAUAAGGCACUGAGAUAUCAGGAUUAUGUUAUCCCACCAGGAUGGACUGUUGGCAUGACCGCAAUGCUGAUUCAUGAAAACGAAAGCAUCUAUCCAGAGCCCUACGAGUUUCGACCGGAACGAUGGUUGAAUGAAGAUUUUGAAUCGCGACAGCUGGAGCGGUACUGCGUGCCUUUCAACAAGGGUGUAAGAGUUUGUUUGGGGCUGAAUCUGGCUCGAGCAGAGCUGUUUUUGAUCCUCGCAGUUCUCUUCCGACAGUUCAAAUUCGAUGUUUCGCAGGUGUCUCGGGCGCGCGAUAUUGAUCUGACCCGAGACUUUUUAAUUGGAGCCACAAUUGCAGAUUCCCCGGGGAUUCUGGUUGGGGUUGAAAGGGCAGACUGA